Messenger RNA from Larimichthys crocea (large yellow croaker), 1333 nucleotides. It is a transcript of the gene tal2, whose product is annotated as T-cell acute lymphocytic leukemia 2. The coding region runs from base 187 to 525 and encodes 112 amino acids. Gene Ontology annotation, molecular function: protein dimerization activity; DNA-binding transcription factor activity, RNA polymerase II-specific; RNA polymerase II cis-regulatory region sequence-specific DNA binding. Gene Ontology annotation, biological process: regulation of transcription by RNA polymerase II. NCBI's taxonomy places the organism in Eukaryota, Metazoa, Chordata, Actinopteri, Sciaenidae. The transcript has 2 exons. The record is from RefSeq and is a predicted model, not a curated record.
CUCUCUCUUUCUCUCUGUCACUGUCUCCUUCCCACUCCCUCUCACUCAUAAGGAUCUCUCUGAGCGAGCAUGAAAAGACCUAACUGAGUGGACAUUCACGCCUGGACAACUGAUGACCUGCGGAGGACAACUCUGCAACUGAGAUUUUCUGCACAUUUUUACACAGAGACAGCUCUACUCAGCACCAUGACCAGGAAAGUGUUCACCAAUACAAGGGAGCGCUGGCGCCAGCACAAUGUCAACACUGCCUUUGCUGAGCUCCGUAAGCUCAUCCCCACCCAUCCUCCGGAGAAGAAGCUGAGCAAGAAUGAGAUCCUGCGUCUGGCCAUGCGCUACAUCAACUUCCUAGUGCAGCUUCUGGAGAGCCAGAGCGGUCAGCCAGCCAGCCACUCCCCCACCGCACUGCUCACCUUUCUCAGAGGAAACAUGGAACAGCUGCACUCUCCUCCACAUCCCUGGGCCCUGACCAGUGACACAGAAGUCCCGUCACCUGGAUCCAGCUGCGAUAGCUCUGAGGCCUGGUAGAACAGCCACAAAAUACAAAAAAAUUAAACUCUUGAAUGGACUUUCUGACCCCUUUCCUGGGUUUAAAAAACUGAUGUUGUCCUUCCUUAAGACUCAUUUUUUUUCUCUGCAUUUGUCACCCGUGUGUGACUUUAAAGCGUGGCUGAACGUGGGCACAGCCUCCAUGCUGAUCAGUGUUGAAAUAUGAUAAUAUAAUUUGUAUUUUGCAUGGAUGUGUAAGAACCUGGAUGUACAAUAUUCCCUUCAUGUCUUCACGUUAAUAUUCCUUGUACCCGGCCGGCUGGAACUAAUUUAGUUCUGCAAUGAGAGGGUGUUUUUGCCUAUGAGGAAAAUGGAGGGGAUUAAGGAAUUUCUCAUUUUCAAGUGAUAGAUUCAGCAAAGCAUUUGAAUAGAUAAUGGUUCAGGCAAUUCUCCAGACUGCAAUCGUCUCAAAACAGCCAAGGGCACUUUUCUUUCUCUUCUUUUUUUUUUCAAUCGACAUGCUGUUUUUUUGUUUGUUUUUCGAGAAGACUAAAUCUGACCUUUAUUUCAGUUUAUCAAGGUUGUGUGACUUUAGAAAAAUCAGUUAUUUUCACUGUUUUUAAACAACAGUGUUCAGUAUUUGUUGAUUAUGAAUUUACGGUACUGAGGAUUAGGCUGAGGAAUUUAAACAAAACUGACAAUCCUCUUUCAGUAAUUACAUGCUUCGGCACACAACUAUCUUCUCUUUUAAAUGUAUUUUCAUUUGAGUUUUUGUAAAAUACGCAUGUCAUAUUGCCAAAGAUUAUGAAUUGAUUGUUUACUGUGAAGAGUGUACUAAUUAUCUUCU